CUGAUAGGCAGCACUGACGGGCACUGAUUGGCAGCACUGAUAGGUGGCACUGACUGGCAUUGAUGGGUGACACUGAAAGGCAGCUCAGAUGGGCACGGAUAUGUGGCAUUGAUGGGCACUGGCAGGUGACAUGGAUGAGCACUGACAGCUGGCACUGAUGGACACUGACAGGUGGCACUGCUGGGGCUACACUGAUCAUCAGUGCUCUGCGGCUCUCCUCUCCUCUGUCAGCGUGACAGCUUGUGGGGAGAGAAGUGCCGAUAACCGGCAU
This is a messenger RNA of Staurois parvus, 271 nucleotides long. Lineage: Eukaryota; Metazoa; Chordata; Amphibia; Anura; Ranidae. The record is from the annotation of a GenBank genome assembly.